AGUUUUUUUUUAAUGUGGGGCCAGAACAGGAAGCCCUAAUUAUUUUCCACGGAAAAAAAGGCUCGCUUUUCUUCUUGACUUUGUUCUCCAUCCACCAUCGUGUCCUGGACUUUUGCUCUUCAACCCACGAGCAACUACUAACCCCAACUAUUCAAGAUGGUGAGUGAAUGAAACAAUCGACUCGACUCUAAUGGCCACAGUUUUGUGAGUCAAAUGCACUUUAUUGUGCAAUUGAGCCACAGCGUCGUCCACUUUGUGGGCGGCAUAUGCUGUUGGUAUUCCGCCAGUAUUCGAUCACCGUAACAGGUAUCGAGCUGGUGAAGACUUGGCUGGAGAUGCGGCGUGUGCAGAAAUGUCACGACCUAUUCUCGUUAGAGUUCAGAGAAGACCUUUUGUUGGCUUGAACGCCUUGCUGAUGUCUUCUUUUCUCAAUGACAGCCUCCCAAGUCCGGCAAGAAGGUCGCUCCCGCCCCUUUCCCUCAGGGUAAGGCUGGCAAGAAGGCCGCCAAGAACCCUCUUCUCGAGAAGCGACCCCGCAACUUCGGCAUCGGCCAGGACAUCCAGCCCAAGCGAAAUGUCUCUCGCAUGGUCAAGUGGCCCGAGUAUGUUCGUCUCCAGCGACAGAAGAAGAUCCUUCAGAUGCGCCUCAAGGUUCCCCCGGCUCUCGCUCAGUUCCAGCACGUCCUCGACCGCAACACUGCUGCCCAGGCCUUCAAGCUCCUCAACAAGUACCGACCUGAGACCAAGGCCGAGAAGAAGGAGCGUCUCCUCCAGGAGGCUACCGCCGUCAAGGAGGGUAAGAAGAAGGAGGAUGUUUCCAAGAAGCCCUACACUGUCAAGUACGGUCUCAACCACGUUGUUGGCCUGAUUGAGAACAAGAAGGCCUCUCUCGUCCUCAUCCCUAACGAUGUCGAGCCCAUUGAGCUCGUCGUCUUCCUUCCUUCUCUUUGCAAGAAGAUGGGUAUCCCUUACGCCAUUGUCAAGGGCAAGGCCCGUCUCGGAACGGUCGUCCACAAGAAGACCGCCGCUGUCCUCGCCGUCACCGAGGUCCGCUCCGAGGACAAGAACGAGCUCUCCAAGCUCAUCUCUGCUGUCAAGGACGGUUACCUUGAGAAGCACGACCAGGCCCGCCGACAAUGGGGUGGUGGUAUCAUGGGCCCCAAGGCUCAGAUGAAGAUCAUCAAGAAGCAGAAGGCUCUCGAGGCUGCUACCAAGAUCUAAGCCUAUUUGUUUAUACCCUUCACAAUGCAUUGCGAUUUUGGGAUCAAACGGUGUUGCACGGUUCAGGGCAUGGAAAAUGAAUGAUUUUUCUCGGGUUACGUUUCGUCCCAUCCCACUUCGCAGUGAUCAGUGAGGCCGGUCUUAUGACCAUCCUAAAAAUAGAUGAUGAGCUUGCUUCUUGGACAAGACUUCAGCGUAAAGUGAAUGCUUCGCCUUCUAAAUGUCCUGUCAAGAGAAUCCCC
This is a messenger RNA of Fusarium odoratissimum NRRL 54006, 1463 nucleotides long. Its product is annotated as 60S ribosomal protein L8. The coding region runs from base 586 to 1221 and encodes 211 amino acids. The transcript has 3 exons. The record is from RefSeq and is a predicted model, not a curated record. Gene Ontology annotation, cellular component: ribonucleoprotein complex. Gene Ontology annotation, biological process: ribosome biogenesis. Lineage: Eukaryota; Fungi; Ascomycota; Sordariomycetes; Hypocreales; Nectriaceae.